AUGCUCGCAUUCCUCGCCUCUCUCCUAGGAUUCCUCUUCAUCACCACCACCCUCCUCCUCAUCCGCCUCCGCUCAAUUCUCCACCGCCGCAAACCCAUAUCCCGACCCCGAAACUCCCACCCCUCACACCUCCUAAUCGUCCUCGGAAGCGGCGGCCACACAGCAGAAAUGAUAGCCAUGCUGACCCGAGCCACAACCGACCCCAACAACACUUCGCGAUUGAAUUGGCAAGACUUUACACACCGCACAUGGGUCAUAAGCUCAGGCGACAGCAUUUCCGCCCUACGAGCCCAAGAAUUUGAAGAAGAAGAAUCGCAACAACAAUCAAAACCUUCCUACACGAUCAAAACCGUCCCUCGAGCCAGAAAAAUCCAUCAAAGUCUCCUCUCAACUCCAAUAUCCUGCUUGAAAUGCCUCUUCACAUGUGUGAGCAUUUUAACGGAGAGAGCAGAAUUUCCGGAUAUCAUCCUCUGUAAUGGUCCUGCUACUGCGACGAUUCUGGUCUUUACAUCUGUGCUUCUACGAUUCUUUAAUUGGAGGGAUUGUCAGAGGGAGGAUAAGAUGAGAACUGUUUAUGUGGAAUCUUGGGCACGAGUUAAGAGGUUGAGUUUAAGUGGAAGACUGCUGGAGUGGGUUGUGGAUCGGUUUCUUGUGCAAUGGCCUCAACUUGCAGGUGGGAGGAGGGAGUUUGGUGGAGUUUUGGUUUGA
This is a messenger RNA of Ramularia collo-cygni, 708 nucleotides long. RefSeq lists its product as uncharacterized. Bases 1 to 708 code for a protein of 235 amino acids. The record is from RefSeq and is a predicted model, not a curated record. The transcript has a single exon. Gene Ontology annotation, cellular component: UDP-N-acetylglucosamine transferase complex. Lineage: Eukaryota; Fungi; Ascomycota; Dothideomycetes; Mycosphaerellales; Mycosphaerellaceae. Gene Ontology annotation, biological process: dolichol-linked oligosaccharide biosynthetic process.